AUGACAGAAGCAGUAAGUGCAUCUCCGGAUGGAAUGACGAAAGGUCAUUUCAUCGCUGCUCUGGCGCUCUGCUCAGCCACCGCCUCGGCUGAGAACAACGUGGUCAAGAAGAAUGGCACAAAGAUUGAAGGGCGCAGCUUUCUCCUCAGCGCCAUCAGCGGCAUUGGCAGCUGCCCGCCUUGUCCAUGUGGUUACGGCAGCAUUGGUGUCAGCGGAGUAGGCCCAGCGAUAGGCAGUGGGGCCGUUCUGGGCUCCGGUGCAGGUCACGAGCAUGGCAAGAAAGCUGCUGGUCUGUCAGGCACAGCUGUUCACACUUCUGGCACUGGUAUUUCUGGUGCAGUUUUGCAUAACCAUGGGCUCGGAUCCGGUUUGAACGUUGGACACGGAACGCCGGUCGUGGUGUCUGGUGCAAGUGUUACUCCCGAGAUACGUCACGUUGCUCCUGGCGCCGUCAGGGAUCAAGGUCUAGUGACUGGUGGAGGCGCCGGCUUGUUGGGUAUUCCCAUUGUUAGCACUCCGGGCAUCGGAGCUGGCGUCGGGGCUAGUGAAGCCGCAGCAGCUACCGGUCACUCUGGUUCCCGAAGUGCCUCUGGAUUCGUCAACAAGGCCGGAGGUCAUAAAGCAGGCCAAGGAAGAUUCGCCUACAAUGUCGGUGACUCAGACAGCAGUUCGCACGGCCACAGAAGUUUGUAUGGUGACUCCAAGAACUUCGGGGGGAGUGCAAGCGAGGGCUCUAGCCGCGCUCAGGGACAAGGAAGCCACGGAAGUGCGUUUAACAAGCAGGCAGCGGGAUCCGAAGCGUCCAACCACAUCUCUGGGACCAACACUAAAGUUUCCGGCUGA
Dermacentor albipictus is the source of this 843-nucleotide messenger RNA. RefSeq lists its product as uncharacterized. Lineage: Eukaryota; Metazoa; Arthropoda; Arachnida; Ixodida; Ixodidae. The record is from RefSeq and is a predicted model, not a curated record.